AAUUGCGAAAGUUGAUCCCCAUCUCAUGGGACAAUCAACACCCCAAUAAACCUAGCGAUUCCCUUCUAUAACCGACUACAGCAAUGGCUGGAGUUUCGGAUAAGGCGCGCUUCCACCUCGAGCGUGCAGCCCCUGAGCUGCGCGAAUUCGAAGAAAAGGAAAUCUUCACCAAGGAUGAGAUCCGCUCCCUCGUAACCAAGCGCUCCGACUACGAACACCUGAUCCUCUCGCCCGGCACCAAACCAACCGACUUCCUCUCGUACGUCGCAUGGGAGCGGUCGCUCGACCGGCUGCGGGCGAAGCGCAGCCGGCGGCUCAACCUGCAGCGAUCCUCGACGUCGCGGGCCAGCCACGCGCGCACGUUCGGCAUCUUUGAGCGCGCCGUGCUCAAGCACCCGGGCUGCGUGCCGCUCUGGCGCGCCUACCUCGACUUCGCCGCCCACGAGGCCGCCGCCGCCAAGCGCUGGCGCCGCAUCUGCACCCGCGCCCUCCGCCUCCACCCCACCGACGCCGGCCUCUGGGCCCUCGCCGGCCGCCGCGCCGCCCAGGGCGGCGACAUGGAGCGCGCGCGCGCCCACUUCCUGCGCGGGUGUCGCUUCUGUACGGGCGAUGCGGCCCUGUGGGUGGAGUAUGCGCGCUGUGAGAUGGAGUGGCUGGCGAGGGUGGAGGCGAAGAAGGCCGGGAAGGGGGUCAGGAAAGGGGUGAAUGUUAUGGAGGCGGUCAAGGCGACCGAGGCGGUGCAGGAAGGGGAUAUUAUGCUGUUUGACGACGAGGAUGAGGAUGACAGUGGGGACGAAGGGGGGCUGCUGCUCCCGGACCCGGAUGCACAGGGAGGGAAGAUGGCGAAGGCCGAGGUUUUCGACGAGGAGGCGACCAAGAAGAUGGAGCAGAGCCCUGCGCUGAGCGGCGCCAUACCUAUCGCCAUUUUUGGCAUUGCCAAGAAGCAGCCCUUCUUUGGGCCUGCCGCGGCCGAGACGUUUUUCGACGCCUUCGCCGGGUUUGGCAACGUCUCAUCGCAGGGGAAGAUUGUCCAGCAUGUUCUUGACACGAUGGUCGAGUUGUUUCCUAACCACCCAUGCACAUGCAGCUGCCAGAUCCGUCAGCCGCUGGUUGGGGUGGACGUCCGGACCGCUGCAUUCCCCAAGGCGUUGCGCGAGUCGUUGGCGAGGCUGAAGAGUGGCAUGGAGAAGACCCAAGACAAGAAGGAGCUGGCAAGCAAGGUCGUUGCUUGGAUGGACGUUAUCCUGGCAACCGAAGGUCUGGACGCAGCCGUCAAGACGGUGCUGGAGCACACGAAGCGGUCGCUGGAGGAGUCCACAUGUUGAUACCCAUAUUUCCAGCGCAGUAUAUUACAACA
This is a messenger RNA of Chaetomium fimeti, 1357 nucleotides long. Its product is annotated as U3 small nucleolar RNA-associated protein 6-domain-containing protein. The coding region runs from base 84 to 1325 and encodes 413 amino acids. Lineage: Eukaryota; Fungi; Ascomycota; Sordariomycetes; Sordariales; Chaetomiaceae. Gene Ontology annotation, cellular component: Pwp2p-containing subcomplex of 90S preribosome; small-subunit processome. Gene Ontology annotation, biological process: maturation of SSU-rRNA from tricistronic rRNA transcript (SSU-rRNA, 5.8S rRNA, LSU-rRNA). The record is from RefSeq and is a predicted model, not a curated record. Gene Ontology annotation, molecular function: snoRNA binding; protein binding. The transcript is spliced from 2 exons.